UUUUGGUUAGCUUCCAAGAUGGCGGUCAUCUUGGAAUAUAGGCUGAUUUCGAAAACAAUAGCAACAAAAUUCCAUAUCACGAGGAGGGGCUUGCAGCCAUGAAUAAUUCAAGUAAGACUUCAUAUUAUAAUGAAGUCUCAAGUACAGAGACUUCACAGUUGAGUGAAGUUGCCCCGCGUGAUAGUGACCAAGAAACUCCAAGACCCCAACUAUCUUUCAAAAGCAAUGAUGAUGAAAUUUUAAGAGAAGUGUGUUUGAAUAAUGGAAUCAAUUACAAAAAGUUAUACCUGGAGGGUCCUGAGACAACAGUAUUGGAGAUGUUCUUCUCUGGUUAUCCCAGAUUAAUUGGGAUGCAUCAUUUUCCAAACUUGACUACGCUCACUGUGAUUGGGCAAAGUGUGACUAGAUUAGAAGGUUUAAGUGAUUUACCAAAUCUAGAUGAGCUCUGGAUAGCAGAAUGUCAACUCACAAGAAUUGAAGGCUUAGACCACUGUACGUCUUUAACAAAGCUGUAUCUUUAUGGCAACAGAAUUUCUGUUAUAGAAAAUAUACAUCAUCUGAUAAACAUUAAAAUACUUUGGUUAAACAACAAUCUUAUAGAACACAUUGAGAAUCUUCAUACUCUAACUAAACUCCGAGAAUUGAACAUAGCAGAGAACUUGAUUGAAAAAAUUGGAAAUGCUUUAGUCUACAAUAUAAAUUUGGAGGAACUUAACCUAUCUGGCAAUCCACUGUGGUCACUAAGGGACUUGACAUGUCUAGUGAAACUCCAGAAACUAACAAGACUAAGCCUGAAAGAUCCCCUCUACCAUCCAUGCCCUGCAAGUCACCUAUGUAACUUCUCUACACAUGUAUUAUACCAUCUACCCAAGCUAACCUGCCUUGAUACACUGGAUAUUACCUCCAAACAGCUUGCUGAUUUAGUAGAGGGAACUGUCAAUAAGAAAAAGAUGUUUUAUAAUAUGAGAGCUAAGACUAUCAGACGUAAUAUGUCAGACCUGCUCAUGCGACUUGAAGAUACCAGCAAAGAGCUUUUAGAGCUUCCACAUAGCAAACUAAAAGUAAUAAACUUUGUCAUAAAAGAGAUGGAAAGAGAAAUUAUGAUGGAAACUCAGAUUACUACAGAAGAAAAUGAAAAAGAAUCAGAAAAAUACAAAUCCUCCUUCAAAGCGAAGCUGCAAAUGAUAAAGCAGAAAAAAAGUAAAUGGGAAAAAAAGGCACAUAACAUUGAGAGUUAUGCAAAACUUUCUGAGACUCGUGUACGUCAAAUGGCAGAUAUGAUGGUAAAACGUCUGCUAGUUGAGCUAGAGACAGGUGGAAAUGUACGAUUUGAAGAUGGCCUUGCUACUGAUCCUUGGUUCUCAUCUUGUCAUGACCUUGUGUUGUCACGAUUUUGUGCUUAUGACUAUCGUGAUCUUGGUGUUACUGGCAUUAAGAUUCAUCGCAUUACCAGGAUCCACAAUAGAAUGCUUCGAACAAGAUUUGAUAAAUCUAUAGUCACACAGACUGAGAGCAACAAAGGAGAAUAUUACCCAGGGUCAAAAAAUACAGCCUACAAAAAAUCUUUGGAGUAUUUGUUUUGGAUGUCUGACCCAGCAAUGGAAGGUGGCCUAAAUGAAAGCUUCAGGAUUCCGGAAGAAGGAUUUAUGAGUGCUGAAACAUAUUUGAAACUAAAGAGAGAUGGUGCUGUACCUUUGAGCAACAGCAUCAGUCUUGCAGACAGAAGGAGAAUUAACUACUGCCUCAAAACAGCUGUUGAUUCUGAUCAGGAAAUUGAUAGCUGCCCUUUUAGAUAUGGUCACUUGAUUGUUGCAAAGGCACAUCUUGGAAAAAGUGUGAUUGCCAAAGAUGACCUAUUAAUUACCAUGGAACACUAUCCUAAGAUGGAUUCUGUUUUCAAACCAAGAAAAAAAUGUAUACCAAAUGAGAAAAAGGCAGAGGAGGAUGGCUGUGAGUGCAGUUCAAGACAAUGUGAAUGGUAUAUUUUCAAUAGCAAUCUUGUUCUCCCUGAAUACAUUAUUGAUUUUGAAUAUAUUACUCGGCUGAAGUCUCAAUGUCCUUUUCAACAUCUGAAUGAAGAUCUACUCAGCGAACAACCCCAGAAAAACAGUAUACCUGUGGUGUGGCAAGGGGAAGAUGAUAGUGACAGUGACAGUGAUAUCAUUAAAAUGGAGCCAGAAAUAAAAUCAAGACAAAGAGUAUCUUUGCUGACUGAAAGGGUGAUACUACAAGCUGCCCAUGCAACAGCUCUUGAUAAAAUCACAGUGUUGAACCUUCAUGGUAAUGGCAUAACUAAGCUCCGACCAUUGCAAGCUCUCAGCAAACUGGAUGUGCUCAUUGUUAGUUUUAAUGAACUAACUCGACUGGAUGAUUUAUCAAACAUGCAAAUGACAGUUUUAGAUGCAAGUUUUAACAAGAUUUACACAUUGGAUGGAAUGAAGGGGAUGACUAAGUUAAAAGAGUUAAAUGUUUCAUGGAACAAGCUGGUCAACACACGAGAGGAGCUCUCCAUCCUGCGAAAACAUCUUAGCUCCCUGCAUGUAUUAGAUUUCCGGAACAAUCCCUGGUUAAAGGCUAGGGACCUUCGGCUGCGUGCAAUAGGAAGACUUAGAAAUCUUGAAGUUCUUGAUGAAAAGAAAGUGGAAGAUGAGGAAGCUGCUCUGGCACUCCGUUGUGCUGCUGGCUCACGGAUUUCACAGCUGUCUUUGCUAACUCACUCGCGCACGGAUAGCACUGUCCCAAGAUCUUUGUCCUUAGGAGAUUCUGCUCAUGUUAUCACUAUGAUCAGUAGGAAUCGCCCUCUGAAGACAUGUGAAACUGAUACCAAGUGGUAUUCGCAGAUAACAACGUUGAAUCUUGAUAAUCAACACAUUACAAAGUUGUCCAACUUGGAAAGACUUGAAAACUUGCUGUGGGCUUCUUUUAAUAACAAUGAUCUUACUCGGAUUGAGGGGCUUGAUAGCUGCACCCAACUCCAAGAACUUUCAUUAACAAACAAUUGCAUCGCCCAUCUGGAAGGUCUCAGUAAACUGAGUUGUAUUCAGAAACUUGAUCUCUCACAUAACUGUUUGACUAGCAUUGACACAGGUGUCCUAGCAAAUAUGUUAUCCUUAGCUUCUCUGUCCUUGGAGUCAAAUCGCCUGACCAGUCUGGCUGGACUUCAAAAGUGCAAUGCAUUAACAGAGCUCUACAUUGGGAAUAAUACCAUCUCCAAUAUCAGAGAGGUCUUUCUUCUAAAGUCAUUGUCCAACCUGGUAAUACUGGAUAUGUAUGGAAACCCAAUGGUGACUGCUGUAGAAAAUUACAGGUUGUUUGUCAUUUAUCAUUUGAGAUCCUUGAAGGCAUUGGAUGGAUCUGCCAUUGCACAGAGAAAUAUACGCAAGGAAAUGGCUUUGUAUCAAAAAACACAGGCCACUUUAGAUCUGCUUUUACUUGAUUUGAAUAAUUCAGCUUCUCAGGAAAUGCAGGAUUGUACGAUGGCAAAGGAUUUAUUUGGUGGGCGUCUCACUCCAGAUUUCAUUGCUGAAAGGCUUGGCCAUUCUAUCUUCUCAGAAGUUAGAGAAUUGGAUUUGCCAAACUGUGGAAUAAGAACAGUGGACUUAGGUUCAGAACUUUUUGUGAAUCUUCGCAGUGUUAAUCUGGAGCACAAUAAUCUCCUGUCUUUCAACGGGCUGAUCUAUUUAGUAAAUUUAAGGGUACUGUGCUUGAACCACAAUCACAUAGAGAGCUUGUUACCAAAGCCUAAACAGUCUCAACAAGCUCUGAAGAAACCUGCCAUCAGCACCACAUCAAAGAACGCAGAUAACCUGCCUGCACCUGGAACACCAGUGUUGGAAAAUCUUGAAGUUCUACACCUAGGUUAUAAUGGUAUUAAAGAUAUGGCUGCUUUGCAACUUAAUCGUCUUCCUUCACUCAAGGCACUGUUCUUGCAAGGUAACGAAAUCACCAAAGUUGAAGGUUUAGAUGGUUUGCAUGAUUUAAGGGAACUAGUUUUAGACAAAAAUAAAAUCAAACAGCUAACAGAGUUUUCUUUUGCAAACCAAUGGAAUCUUCAAGAGUUGCACAUGGAAGAAAACCGUCUGCGAGAUCUCUCUGGUCUCUCAUGCUUAGAAAACUUGAUGCGGUUAUAUUUAGGCUCCAAUAGAAUUACAGAGCAAAUGGAUUUAGAAAAGCUGGACUCCAUGCGUUAUCUGACAGAAAUUUCCCUAAUUAAUAACCCUGUUUCUCGACGGAUGAUCCAUAGGAUUAUAUUGAUACAUCGCUUGCCUCGCUUGACGGUUAUAGAUGGCAUUACAAUUACUGAUGAAGAAAGGUCGAGGACAGAACUUCAUUUUUCUGAUCAGGUUCUUCAGCUUGCAGCACCACCUGUGAUUGGAGUGGAGAGUGGCUUCCCAGGUUUAGGUCUGUAUAAGCCAAGCGUUCAGGUCAAAGUAACAAACAUGCAACUAAACUCUGCAUCAAUGUGGGGCAAUACCACUUUCUCAGAAGAAGAUAAUGGACAAAGAGCCCGUGCAAAACGACCUACCCGUGAUCCUUCAAGACAGCCAUUUGGUCUUUCUGGGGGAAACACUUCAAUGGCACAAAAUAAUAAUAGCAACAGCCGUAUUCAGUACACAUACCUUAAUCAAACAACUUACAAUGGACAGACGCCAGAAUAUAUGGAAAGUAUCAACAGAUUGAACCAGCAGAGAGGCAACAAAAGAUAGCUAUUUGAUCUUGGGCAAUUAAUCUUCAAGACUAUUUAUGUCUUUAAAUCAGUAUAAUAAUAUAAAAUUUUCCUUUCAAAUAUAGUUGACAUUUUAAAUUUGAAUAUUAUAAUAGGAUAACAGUCACUUUAUACUAAAAGGUAUUGGAUUAGAAUGUCAAGUUUACUUUAUGCCCUUACAAUUAUGUUAAAGAUUCUCAGGUGUUUAAAAUCAUGCUUCUUUUUUAUUGAGAAUCAUCAAAUCCAAGUGAUGAUUUUUUGAAUACUUUUGAAAUAUAUCAAGGUUUGAUCUUUGGAAUAAUGAUAUGUUUUUUUAAUGACUAGAUAAGAAUCAAUAUAUGAUAAGUUUUUUUGAAAAAUAUUAUUUAAUACUGUUGUGUGCUGUGGUUUUUCUGCCUUAAAUCAUUUUGUAACCACAUGUGAUACUGCAAUGGAGAAUAAUUAAUGUUAAAAUGUGUAUUCACUUCAGUGAAUAACUGAAAUUUUUUCAAUUUUUUUUUUAAUAUUAACUUGUGUGCAAUAGUGCUGCUUCGGUGAAUUUUAAAAAUUCUUAUUUAUUCAACUGGGGGUAAGUGUAAAAUAGAAUAUCGGAGUAUUGAGUAUUAUAAAUGUACAAUUACUACUUUGUUUUUCAAAAUGCUACAAUAAUUAACUAGUUUACAUCCGUCAUCUGGGAAUCAAAAACAUUUUCAUUGUUUUGUGAACAUGCAAGAUAUAUUUUUUUUAAUGUAUUAACAAUGACAUUGAUAAGUUAUUCACUUUGGAACAUAGAUGUGCUUAAAUGUUUACAGUGUGAGGGUGCAUAUAUCUUUGUUUCUUAAGGUGUAUUAAAAAUAGUUCACGUGACGUAAACGCCAUAUCAGUGCCAGAUGUAAAUAUUUUUAUUUCAGAAUCAACUUUGAUAAAAGCAUCCAUCUUUGAAAUAUUUACUUUCUAAAGAAAGAAUGCACAUUUUUAUUUUAUUAAAAUGUUUGUAAAAAAAAUUUAAUUGGUCAGUUUUAUCACCACUACAAACUUUUUGCAUGUGAGUUUUGAAAUAUUUUUUUUUUACUUUGUUUACAAAUAUUUCAAGCCAUUCCAACCCAGUACAUUUUAUCAAAAGUAAUUACUUUUAAAGAUUGUUUAUCUGGCAACUACUGUUUAUAAUUGUAUAAAAAAUAAUAGUAAGUGAGCAUUAUGUUAAAAUGCUGAUUAAAGAAAAAACAAACU
This is a messenger RNA of Physella acuta, 5914 nucleotides long. Its product is annotated as leucine-rich repeat-containing protein 9. The record is from RefSeq and is a predicted model, not a curated record. NCBI's taxonomy places the organism in Eukaryota, Metazoa, Mollusca, Gastropoda, Physidae. Gene Ontology annotation, molecular function: protein binding.